Molecule: messenger RNA, 1972 nt
Organism: Lycium ferocissimum
Lineage: Eukaryota; Viridiplantae; Streptophyta; Magnoliopsida; Solanales; Solanaceae
Product: probable xyloglucan galactosyltransferase GT11
Exons: 1
Coding region: 27-1805 (592 amino acids)
Molecular function (GO): glycosyltransferase activity
Source: RefSeq, a predicted model, not a curated record
UUAGAUCAAGAACAUUUGUAAAGAAGAUGGACAACUCCCUCGUUACGAGGUCUCGCAAUAAAUGUUGGUUCGUUUUCUUCUUUUUGUUUGUUUCUUGGUACUUAUUGCUUUAUGGAAUUGAUUGGUCUUCUCUACAUGGAGUUGUAACAACAUCAAGGUACGAAGCGAAUUCAAUUGAAUCCUUUCAUCCAACUUCUAUUCCUCCUCCACCUCCCCCUCAUCAUGAAAACGUUAACGUUAGCUUCAAUUCCAAUUCUUCAAGUAUUAAUAAUGAUGAUGCUACAAACGACGAUACGCAAUCCAAGGAGGACGACUCAUCCUCUAUUGAAAACGACAACGUGGUAGUACCUGAUUUGGCGGAACUUGAGAAAGAAUUGGAACCUUUGUUAAGGAAAAAUGAACCCCAAGAAGAAAAAAAGGUUGAGAAAAUCGAAGAAAAGAAGGUUGAGAAAAACGAAACAAAAGACGAUAACAAGGGACGAAAAUCGUGUGAAGGACGAUAUAUUUAUGUAGCACAAAUACCUAGUAAGUUCAAUGAAGACAUGUUGAAGCAAUGCAAAUUGUUAAACAAGUGGGAAGAUAUGUGCCAAUAUUUGGUGAACAUGGGACUUGGCCCUGAUCUUGGAAACCCUCAAAGGGCUUUUUCAAAUAAAGGUUGGUUUACGACGAAUCAAUUCUCGUUAGAAGUCCUAUUUCAUAACAGAAUGAAACAGUACGAUUGUUUAACGAAUGAUUCUUCGAAAACAUCAGCAGUUUUCGUGCCAUACUAUUCAGGGUUCGAUGUUGCAAGGUAUUUAUGGGAUGAUUUUAAUACAUCAAUGAGGGACGCAGGUGCAAUUGAGGUUGCGAAAUUUCUUAAGAAAAAACCCGAAUGGAGAACAAUGUGGGGCAGAGAUCAUUUCAUGAUUGCAGGGCGAAUUACGUGGGAUUUUAGGAGAGGUAUUGAGGAGGACGCGGCUUGGGGGAACAAAUUAAUGUUGUUGCCCGAGACAGAAAAUAUGACUAUUUUGACAAUUGAAUCGAGUCCUUGGAAUAGGAAUGAUUUCGCGAUACCAUACCCUACUUAUUUCCAUCCUUCGAGUGAUAGUGAUGUGUUCCAGUGGCAGAACAGGAUGCGAAGGUUAAGGAGGAGGGUGCUAUUCUCGUUCGCUGGGGCCCCACGUCCCCAGCUGGAAGAAUCAAUACGAAGCGAGAUAAUGGAACAGUGCUUGGCGACUAGGCGAAAAUGUAAACUCUUGGAGUGUACAGACUUGCACAACAAAUGCAACAAGCCGGUACAUGUGAUGAAGCUAUUCCAAAAUUCAAUUUUUUGCUUACAACCCUCGGGGGAUUCCUUCACGAGGAGGUCUACUUUCGAUUCAAUUUUGGCUGGUUGUAUACCGGUGUUUUUCACUCCAGGGUCCAUGUAUGUUCAAUAUAUAUGGCACUUACCGAAGGACUAUACAAAAUACUCUGUGCUUAUUCCCGAGGAUGAUGUGAGGAAAAAGAAAGUGAGCAUUGAAAAUGUACUAUCUAAAAUACCAAGAUCACAAGUAGCAGCAAUGAGAGAGGAAGUGAUAAAGCUUAUACCAAAUGUGGUUUAUGCAGACCCAAGAUCAAGAUUAGAGACAGUUGAAGAUGCAUUUGAUUUGGCAGUCAAAGGGGUUCUUGAAAGGGUGGAUGUAAUGAGAAAAGAGAUGAGACAAGGCAAGAAUGAUAGUAUGGUGUUUAAUGAAGAAUAUAGCUGGAAGUAUUAUACUUUUGGAACUUUAGAAAAGCAUGAGUGGGAUCAUUUCUUUUUGAGAACCAGCAAGGAGAAGUACUAAAUUAAAUCCUUUGUCAAAAGGCUUGCAAGUUAGGUGUAGUCUCUAUCUUGCUAGUUUUGUGUAAAGUAUGUAUUUUAUCUCAUAUCUGUUGUAUGCCCUAUAGAGUUUUUGUUUAUAAAGAUUUUAUACACGGUUCCUUUGACAUGGAAGUUCUCAUUUCCUUACAA